Molecule: messenger RNA, 2671 nt
Organism: Klebsormidium nitens
Lineage: Eukaryota; Viridiplantae; Streptophyta; Klebsormidiophyceae; Klebsormidiales; Klebsormidiaceae
Source: the annotation of a GenBank genome assembly
AUCUUGUCAGGGAGAAACGCCUUUCUUGCAAAGACGUCUUCAUGGAAGCAUUCAUUCUUUGUCCUUUAAGAGCAGUUACGUCGCUGAGGAGCAAGCGAAAAGUGCUUGCUCAGAAAGCUAAAGGAAUCUUUGUUGGAUUUAUUUGAUGAGGUGUGUUUGAACGGGGCUCGUACUUCUUAUGACAAUGCUCCGCUUACCCCUUGACAAGGUUUGCAAACUCCUGUUUAGGCCCCACGUUCCCUCACAGGCUUUGCAAUUAAUUUCCGCCACCCGUCUGCUGUCCUCAAAGCGACCACCGUCACACAUUAAAGAGGUCAACAGCUCCUCGAAGAAGCCCGUUCAGAAAGAUACGAAGAAGAAACAGCCAAAGACAGUGCGAGACGAGGAUCAGGCCCUACUGCCAAGCGUGGUUCUUGUUGGAAGGCCCAAUGUAGGGAAGUCAGCACUUUACAACCGGCUUGUGAGGCGGAAAGAAGCACUGGUUUACGACACCCCCGGCGGCCAUGUCACUCGGGACUAUCGCGAAGGAGUCGCGCAAUUGUCGGACCUGCGUUUUAAGCUGUUUGACACAGCAGGGAUGGAGGCCGACUCUGAGGGGGGGAGCCUGCUGGGCCGUGCGAUGGCCCUGACUGCAAAGCUGCUGACGCGCAGUCACUUGGCGUUGUUCAUGCUGGACGCACGGGCUGGGGUCCAGCCAAUGGACAUCGAGCUCGCGCGCUGGCUCCGCUGCCAGACCCGGCUGCCGGUCAUUCUUGCGGCCAACAAGUGCGAGGGGGGCAACCGCCAAGCCGACUACGUGCUGGCGGCGAUGGGGGAGGCGUACCAAGUGGGGUUUGGGGAGGCAGUGGCCAUCAGCGCAGAGAGCGGCGAGGGUUUGGCCGACCUGUACGAAAAGCUGCAACCGCACAUCGAUCGCGCGACUGCCAACAUCCCCGCUGAGGUUACGGCGCGGAGAGAACGCGCCGCGGCCGCCUCGCGACCCCCCCCUCCACUCAAGUCAACGGGUACUCACGGAGAGCCCACUGAAAGUGAAAUACUAGAUGAAGGCGCUUCAGCAGUCCACAUAAGAGAGGGAGAUGUGAGGGCGGAACCUGCCUUGGUUCAGGGGAACGGAACGGCAGCGGAAGGAGAAAGUGCGGGCGAGGUGUUUCGAGAACAGGGGCUGGACGUUCGAUGGGUUCAGUCAGAGGGGAGUGGAAGGGAGGCGGUAUUGGGCCCAGAUCAAGUAAGUAUAGACGGGGAGGGAGGGAUGGGGUCCAAAGAUCUGACCAAUGAAAGUGCUCUAGAAGCGGGAACGAGAGUGAAUAUGGGAGCUGAGGAGGGAUUGGAAGCUGAAGCGGAUCGGCCUUUUGCUGUAAAUGGUUCUGAUUCGGUUGCAUCCGGGCGUGUUUCAGUAACAGCAAGCGCGAGUAAAAAGAAUAUAGUAGAGUUAGCAUCGGACACGGCUGUUGAUGGUUCAAACGAUGGGGAAAAUGGGUUCUCGAACGGGAUGAGCUUACACGAAACGUCGCUCUCGCGAAACGGGGCCAAAAGCUCUCCAUUAGAGGAGGUUGUAGAAAGCGGUUACGGUGCCUUUACGAUGGAAGAAGCGGAAGGACGGCAGCGGAAGGAAGCGGAACUAGAGGCGGCGGAAGCCGUGCCGCUGCAGUUCGCGAUCGCGGGGCGGCCGAACGUGGGCAAGUCCACUUUGGUAAACUUCCUGUUGGGCCAGGACCGCGUGCUGACCGGUCCGGAGCCGGGGCUGACGCGUGAUUCCGUCCAGAUUCCGUUCGAGCACAACGGACGACCGAUUUGGCUGGUCGAUACGGCCGGUUGGAUGCACCGGUCUCGGUUGGAGGAGGGCGCCCCGCAGCUGAGCGCAGCCGACGCCCGGAAGAAGAUCAUGCGCGCGCACGUGGUGGCACUUAUGCUGGAUGCUCAAGAGAUCGCGGCGUCCGGCGUGCUGAUGAAGGGCAACGAGGUCACGCUCGCGAGCUGGGUCCUGGAGGAAGGGCGCGCCCUCAUCGUUCUGGUGAACAAGAUUGACUGCUUGUCGGGGCCGGAACAGCGGAAGCUGACGAAGAAACUAGAGGCGGAGCUCAACGAGCUGCUGCCCCAGGCACGGGGGGCGCCGAUUCUCACCCUUUCUGCUCUGAAGGGCCUGGGGGCCGCCAGGCUGAUGCCCAAGGUGGUGUCGCUCUACGACAGUUGGAAAACGCGUCUGCCGACGUCCCGCAUCAAUCGCUGGCUUCAACAGGUCGAGAUGCAGAUGCCCAAUAAGCCGGGGUACGGCGUCCGGGUCCGCUAUAUCACUCAGAUUAAAGCGCGGCCACCCACGUUCGUGGUCUUCGUCUCGGGCGCGGGCGACUUUCCCGCCUCCAGACUGCGGUUUCUUGCAUCGGGGAUCCGGAAAGAGUUUGGGAUGGAGGGAGUGCCCAUAAGGAUGCUGGAGCGGAGGGUGCUGCGGAAAGGGGGGCAAGGAACUAGCAGGCUAAAACAUCGAUAGAUUCUAUCUGGCCCAUAUCGACUUAUGGAGAAGGAUCAGUGCUGGCUUUGUCUAUCUGCUUUGGAUGCGUGACAGGAUGUAUCCGAAGUGUGCUCGCCCGCAUAGUUUCUACGAUAUUUUCUCUGCUUCAUUGGCGCCGUGCUUGGCGUGUACUCAAGUAACGUUCUAAUUGAACGGUGCCCCGCC